This is a messenger RNA of Fragaria vesca subsp. vesca, 1712 nucleotides long. RefSeq names its product nucleolysin TIAR-like. Bases 162 to 1439 code for a protein of 425 amino acids. Gene Ontology annotation, molecular function: mRNA binding. The transcript is spliced from 12 exons. The record is from RefSeq and is a predicted model, not a curated record. Lineage: Eukaryota; Viridiplantae; Streptophyta; Magnoliopsida; Rosales; Rosaceae.
UAGCCAUUAAUGAUCUCUCUCUCUUCCUUCUCUCUCUCUCUCUCUGUGUCAGAGGCCUUUCUCUUCUCUCUCGCGCUCUCUGGUUUUGUUGAGGCCUUUGCUCGAACCCUAGCUAGCCCUUCCGAUUUCUCGGCAAAUAAUCGGGGAAAAUCGCCGAGGAAAUGCAGCACCAGAGGCUGAAGCAGCAGCAGCAACAGCAAGCUCUGAUGCAACAGGCUCUUCUUCAGCAGCAUUCUCUCUACCACCCUGGCCUCCUUGCUCCGCCUCAGAUAGAGCCAAUCCCAAGUGGAAAUCUGCCUCCUGGUUUUGAUCCAAGUACUUGCCGCAGUGUGUAUGUUGGUAAUAUCCAUACCCAGGUGACAGAACCACUUCUUCAAGAGGUCUUUGCAAGUACAGGUGCUGUUGAAAGCUGUAAACUUAUAAGAAAGGAAAAGUCAUCCUAUGGGUUUGUCCACUAUUUUGAUCGCAGAUGUGCUGCUCUGGCAAUAGUAUCUCUCAAUGGAAGACAACUGUUUGGACAGCCUAUCAAAGUGAAUUGGGCAUAUGCCAGUGGUCAGAGGGAAGAUACAUCAGGACACUUCAACAUUUUUGUAGGUGAUCUCAGUCCUGAGGUUACUGAUGCCACAUUAUUUGCUUGCUUUUCUGUAUAUUCCAGUUGUUCAGAUGCAAGAGUUAUGUGGGAUCAGAAGACAGGGCGCUCUAGAGGCUUUGGAUUUGUCUCAUUCCGGAACCAACAGGAUGCUCAAAGUGCAAUUAAUGACUUAAAUGGUAAGUGGCUUGCCAGUAGACAGAUACGUUGCAACUGGGCAACAAAAGGUGCUGGCACCAAUGAGGAUAAGCAGAGUUCAGAUGGCAAGAGUGUGGUGGAACUAACUAAUGGUUCUUCAGAAGACGGAAAAGAGCCAACAAACAAUGAGGCUCCGGAGAACAACCCCCAAUAUACCACUGUCUACGUUGGCAAUCUUGCUCCGGAGGUCACUCAGCUUGAUCUUCACCGUCACUUUUACGCUCUUGGUGUUGGAGUAAUUGAAGAGGUUCGGCUUCAGCGUGAUAAAGGUUUUGGUUUUGUCAGGUUCAGUACCCAUGGUGAGGCAGCUCUCGCUAUACAGAUGGGAAAUACUCAGUCGAAUUUGUUUGGAAGACAAAUAAAGUGUUCUUGGGGCAGCAAGCCUACUCCACCAGGAACAAUCUCAAACCCACUCCCUCCCCCAGCUGCAGCGGUGCCUUUACCAGGCCUCUCUGCAACAGACCUCUUAACCUAUGAGCGUCAACUAGCAAUGAGCAAGAUGGGUGGUGUCCAUGCCCUCAUGCACCCCCAGGGACAGAUCCCUCUUAAGCAGGGGGCCAUGGGAAUGGGCACAGCUGGAGCAAGCCAGGCUAUAUACGAUGGUGGAUUCCAGAGUGUUGCUGCUGCCCAGCAGCUCAUGUACUAUCAGUAAUAAUAUACAAGUUAAAUGCUACAGGCUACCUAUAUAUUCCUGCACUAUGCAGGCGUUAUCUGAGAGUUAUAAACCCCUUUAGGAAGCUAUUUAUUGUGUAUCCCUCCCUUAUGAGGAGAGGUCGCUUAUCCUGUCUUAUAUGAUGAUUGCUAUCUGUGUAUGGAUAUGUAACAUGUAUGAUCUCGUGUUUUCUUCUUUUUUAUGUUGAGAGCUUGUUAUUAACACGAGUGUUUUUAGCCUUUUAUGUUAAGCCUCUUUUAGCCUUUUUAGCUU